CUACAAGUUACCACCCCUUCCCUCUUUCUUAUCUAUCUGUGAGUCAGAGUCAUUGGUCGCAUUUAAUACGGUCACCGGUUCCUCUCUGUCAUCCGUACCAUCAUUCACCGCCUAUUUCCGGUCAACCUGUCACCCCAAGCCUCCGUCAAUUCCUCCUUAUUACUAUACUACUACCACCGAAACCCUUCCCUCUGUUGAUUGAGAUUGAUAUUCAUAGCUAGCUAGAUCGAUCUCUUCGACGAAAUUGAUUGAUUAGCACACAACAUUAUAAGAGUGAGCAAAGGUCCUGUUAAUUACAGAUGGAACUAGAAGCCAUGGACACCAAAGAGUUGAUGAUGAUGAUGAUGAUCAAAAUGGAGAAUCAGAAUAAUCCGUAUCCUCCUCAUAUGCACAUGGAUAUGGAUAUUCCUUCUGACCCGUUUUCAUCAUUACCAGUACUGGAUCAGACUGCUUUUGGGUCCGAGCAAAAGACUUCCUUAGGGUUCAUGGAGUUAUUGCAGGGUGGUCUUCAUGAUCAUAACUAUUCAUCUCCUUCUUCUUCUUCUUCCGUCUUUGACAUUAAUAAUAUGAUGAUGAUGUACCACCAUGACCAUCAGCUGCCAUCACCACCAUCAUCAUCGUCAGCUCAUGAUCCUCAUUCGAACCAACAUGAUCAUGAUCAUUACAAGGAGGAGGAUGUAACUGUUGAUGAGGUUGCUGGAGAAGAAUCAUCGAUAUCGGUGGUGUUAAAUGUGCACCCUUCAAUUUCAUCACCGAAUUCUUCUUCCCUCUCCUCACCUGCUGCUGCUACUGUUGAUCAACGACUACACAAACCCCUGAAACAGUGCAUGGAAUCGAAGAGAACAAAGGUGGGUGCAGAUGAUGAGAGAAAGACAUUAAAGAAGAAGAAAGAGAGAGAAGCAAGAUUUGCAUUCAUGACGAGGACUGAGAUUGAUCAUCUGGAUGAUGGCUACAGAUGGCGCAAGUACGGCCAGAAAGCUGUCAAAAAUAGCCCUUUCCCGAGGAGCUACUACAGGUGCACAAGUGCAUCUUGUAAUGUGAAGAAGAGAGUGGAGAGGUGUAUGGGUGAUCCCUCCUUCGUUGUUACCACUUACGAAGGUCAACACAUCCAUCCAAGCCCUUGUGCUGCACCUACUCUUAAAAGUCCAUCCUUUAAUCAUCAUCUCAACAACACCAUCAUCAUCAAUCCCACCACCUAUAAUUAGCUAGCUCUGUAUCUAUAGCUAUGCUGAAACUAUAGACCAAGGAGCAGCUAGCUGCAGGUCUUCUUGAUCAGGAUAUGCUAUCCACAAGCAACACUUAAUUCGUCACUCAUUCAUCAUGCAUCUUCGAUCGUCUUUUAGUUAUAUAUAUCAAAGAUCCAAGCAUUAAUUAAUACGUACCUUGUUUCCAGUGUAUAUAUAGCUAGCACUAGCAUGGAAGACCUUAGUUUUUACUUUAUUAAUCGAUCCCGGUCUUUUGUAGAUAGGAAUGGCCUGUGACGUCAAUUAUAUAAACCUAGCUGCUUGUCUUUUACCAAACGCCAAACAAUUUAAUUAUUGC
Messenger RNA from Lactuca saligna, 1542 nucleotides. Lineage: Eukaryota; Viridiplantae; Streptophyta; Magnoliopsida; Asterales; Asteraceae. The record is from the annotation of a GenBank genome assembly.